UGUAAAAAAAAAAUAAAAUAAAAAUAAUUUAAACACAAAGAAAAAAAUAUAAAAAAACGAAACUAUAAAAUAAUAAUAAAAACAAUACAAAUAAAACUAUUUACUGUAUUAUAUCUAAUAAAGAAUUAUAUCAUGUAAAAUACAAAAAAAAAAUUAUACAUAAUUUUGUAGAAGAGGGAGAAAAAAAAAUUUCUCAAAUCAAAUGGGGAUUUUUGCAAAACUAAAAUCACCUUCAAAAAAUAUUAAUAACUUAAAAUUAACAUCAAAAUCAACUCGAGACGAACAAUCUGAAAUAAUUGAAUUAGAUAUGAGCACAAAAGAAGCAUCCGCCGAUGAACGCGAAGAAGGUGAAAUUAUCGAUGAAUUCGAAGACAUAAUUUCAUCAGAUGAGGAAUUUUCAAUGCGAAAACGCAUUGAAGAAUUGGAGGCCAAAAAUGCUGAAUUGGAAAAAAUUGCUAAUAUAUCUGCAUCGGCAAUUUAUGCAAGUGGUGGAUAUAAUGAUUAUCCCAAAAAAGACUCACAUCAUCUCGACCGAUACCCGCUUGUAUCGAUUGAUAUAUCUGACGAUGAAGACUACCCACCAGCUCCUAAAAUGCCACGCAUUUCAAAGCGUCGCAAAUCGAUGCAACAUUCAUCUUCACGUCAUUCAUCAAAACUUCUCCAUACAAGCAGUGGGAGUAGUAAUCGUCGAAGAAAACGUUCUUCUUCACCACCACCAGCGCCAUCAUAUCGUCAAUCUGAUAAACUAUUACUAUCACUUUUCCACGAAAGAGUUGCCUCACAAAAUUCACAUUCAUCUAAACGCAAACGAAAAUCUAAAAAGACCCACACCAAAUCGUCCAGGAGAAAAUCACGAGAAUACAAUUUCAGUGAUUCCAAUGACGAUUACUUUGAUAGUUACAAUGCUGAUGACAAUAGUCAUGAACGCUUAAAUACUUCCGAUUGUGAUAAAAGUUACUCGCUAAAUAGAGAUGAAUUAAGAGUGGCAUUGGCCAGAAAUACCCACCGAAUUGAACAACAUGCAUCGUUAAAAGAUCGUUUGACUAGAAAAAAAGAAAAUACAAAUACGUUUAAUUUUGUGUCUUCUGUAGAAGAUUUGCCUCCACAAAAAGAAGUUGUUGUCGAUUUGGCGGUACAAGAAGAUGAAGAAGAGGAACAACAACAACAAAUUGAAAAACCAAGUUCGCCUGUGGAAGAAGAAAAACCAGAAAGUGAGGAUAACUUGGAGGAACAAGAAUUAAGAAUUCUUGCCCUCAAGUCAGCAGUUUUGAAAAAACACAUGGUUCGUAAGAAACGUAACGAAAAUGUCGCCUAUUCUCCAUCUGAUUUUGAUGAAAUCUACAAAUGCAUAAAUGAGUCACCUACAUUGAAUAACAUUGAUGAACAAGAAACAUGCAAUAGUAUGGAAAUCAGUCCAGUUCCUUCGCCAAAGAUGAUUCUAAGCGAUGAUGGAGGAGGAAUCGAUACAAAACCAGUUGAUAUGGAUAUCGCCAAUAGCGAUAGUGAAUGUGAAUUGCCAUCGUAUGACAAGUGGAUUCCUAUCGAACAGAUUCCUCUACCAAAUAGCAUUGAAGUAAACGAGGAGAUUUAUAAUCCAACUCCAAUGCGAUACAACAACAAUCAACAAAACCAUUUAAUGCCUCCAGAUAUGAGAUUUGAAAGUGCAUCAGUUUCACCAAAGAAUUUCGAUUCCGAUGUUGAUGAAGAAGAAUUUGCCUUAAGAGCACUGCUAUUGGCCAAGAUGAACUCACCGAAAGUCAAUAAAAGUGUCAAAGAACCACCUCCGAAAAUAAUCCAGCAGGUACAAUCACCUGAUCCAGAUGUUUCUCUGGAAGCAGAAGCAUUAAGAAAUUUCCUAAUUGAUAAUAUGAAGAAGAAAGCUAAACCACAAAAUUCAUCAGCAAGUGUUCUUAAAGAAGCUGUUCGACGACUUACAGGCAGAAAUGCUUCAUCUAGUCCUACAGAUAACUCAAAUCAAAUCAGAUGCCCAGUAAAAACUUCUGAUGAAACCGAAAUGGAACUCAGUCAGGCAAUAACUGAUAUGGCUAAAGUCAAAAUAGGUUUUGAGCAAAAACAAGAUACUAGAAAAAAUGAAGUAAGUUCUGGUUUGAUUCGAGUGAGAAAUUUUGAAAGUUUAAGAGCUCCUCAAAGAGAUGCGGAGCAGAGUAGCAAUGUAAUUCCAAAAAUUGUAAUCAAUCAACAAAAUAGAAAUUCUAAAGAAAAUCCAAUUUCCACGAACAAUCAAAAGACCUCCAAUGAACCCGAAAAAUUCCAAUCAAUCAAUUUUGGUGCGAACAAAAUUCUUGUUAAGAAAGAAACUCUCUUAGCAAAAGAAAAUAACUCCAAUAAUGUUUUGAAAUCUGUUUCAAAUGAAAACAAUAAAUCAGCUAAUGUUGCAAUACCUGGUAAAACUGCAAAGACAAUCUCUCCAAGUAUCUUAGAAGUAGUUACUCAAAAUAUAGCUGUGAAGGCCAAUUCUGAUUCGAAGAGAAUGGGACAGAUUGAGAGUAAUAAAGUUGAAUGUCAACCGAUUCCAGAGAUUUCACCAAGUGAGCUUUCGACAUCAGAUAUAAUUGAAAGCAAACAAGAAAAAGAAGUUCCUAAUAAAGAAGUGCAUGUGAAAGUUGAAAAGGAAAAAUCUAAUGAGAAUGGAAGUCUUACAUCAAAAUUAGAGAAACAAAUUCCAUCAAAGACGGUUGUAAUUCAGGAAACAAGCGAUUCGAACGAUGUUGCUGUUGUUGAAUCAGAAAGUUUAAUUCAAACUUCAAAGAUUGUGAAAGAACGAGUCUCAACACCUAAAAACUAUGAGGAUGUGGAUCCUAAAGAAACUGAAGACAAAAUUUCCAAGGUAUCAAUAAUCCAAAAUAAAGAUCAAGAAGAUUUACCAGAGAAUGAAGCACUAACCGAGAAAGAUGAUUCUGCAGAAAAAGAAGCAUUUACAGAGAAAGAAGGAACUAAGAAUGUGGUUGUGAAAAACGUCGAUGAAAUUACUUCUAAGACAAACUUGGAAAACAUUGCAUCCGCACUUAUUGAAAAGGAGCAGAAAGUUACUAUUUUACUUGAGCACAAAAUAUCAGAUGUAGCUUUGGAAACUAAAGACAUAACAAAAGUGCAGUCCGUAAAUGCCUCAAUAGUUUUGAAGCAAAUUGGACCCACAAGAAUUGUAGAUCAUAAAGAUAUGGAAAAAGAUUUAACGAACAAAGCUUUAGAGGAGAGUCCCAAUAAAGAAAUAGUUUCAGAAGCUACUAAAUCUGUAUUAGAAGUUGAUACUACAGAACCUUCAGAAGCAGGUGUUAAUCAAUCUUUGUUAAUUCAAAAAGUUAACUCAGAAGAUGUUGUGAGUGAUACAAAAAUUUCAAAAACCAAUGUUAUACAAGAAAUAACCUCAGAAUUUUCAACCAUUGAAGACAGUUCAAGUACAAGCUAUUCAAAUUUGGAAGAAACUAUGAUUGAUGUAAAUUCUAAUACAACAUCAAAAUCAGAUGUGAAAACUAUCCAACAUAAAGAAAAAAUUUGCAAUGAACUCAAUGAAAAGCAAAUUGUUCUUGAGUCUAUCUCAAAACCAGUUGAAUCUUCUAACACUUUUGCUGUAUCGCCGCCAACAACCAGUCAAGUGCAACUGAGCACAAAGUCCAUCGAAGUCAAACUUCAACCGAAAAAAAUAGUUGGAACAGGUAACAAAGCGGUUCAAACAAAAACACAAAAUGUAUCCAAAUCACAAAGCAUACAAAAAGCUACAGAAAAAGUCCAAAAAUCCGACAAACCUCUAAUUAAGAGUACCAUGUCGACUCCUACAAAAAUACUUCCAUCUACUACCGUUGUGGUUGCCCAAAAACCUAUAACCAAACUUCCAACUCAACAACCAAUAACAAUUCGAACAAAAAUUGUCAAACCCAACAAAGUUAUCAAUCAACAACAACCAAUGGAAUUAAAACGUAAAACAGUUGAUACAAAUCUUCCUCAAACUAGUGUUCCACCAAAGAAGCCAAAAACCGAUGAUACCAAUCGUUUAAUAACCACAGCCGAAAUUCCAAAAGUUCCUGACUUAAUCAUUCAAUUGAGAGCAUCAGAGAGUGAAAGUGAAUACUCAGAGUUAGGAGCUGAAGAUAUGGAAGAAGAUGAAGAUGAACAAGUUCAUAACUUUUUCAAUAGAAGCAUUACAAUUGGUAAUGAAUAUUAUGAUAUAGCAAGUCCGAUAAGUUUGCCAAUGGAAUCACCUUGCAAUACACCAACAAACUCUGGUUCACCAAUGGUCAGUCGAACACAAACGCCACAACCACCUGUUGAAAAAUCAAUUGUAAAUGAUUACUUUGAAGCGAAAUUGGAACAAUUUUUGAAAACUGUUCGUUCCAAGGUUUCAGUCUCAGAUAAUAAUACUACAAUAAAAUCAACAUUGUUUGAGGGACAAGAAAUUACCUCGACAAAUAGUACGCCAGUGGCUGUCCGGCAUUUACCUGAGUCUUCGCAGCAAGAGUAUCGUCGUUUAAUAAAUCGUAUGAAAAUGUUAGAACGUCAGAAACAAGCUAAGAAUUUGCAAGUUCAGGUUAAAGCUAGUGAUGCAGGAGCGGGAAGUGAAUCAAGGUCGGGUUUAACAGAUGGAGAUAGUAAAUUUCUUGUUCGGAAAGUUUUGGUUAAAAAUGCUACAGCUAAACCUUCUCCGAUUGUGAUACAAAAAUCAUCAUCACCUGGAAAGACUGAACAACAAAAUAUUCAAAAACCUUCCACUUCACCAAAAUCUGUAAAGAGUCCACAAAAAUCUAAUACUUCUCCAGUAUCUCAAGAUACAGCAAAAUCUAAAGAGAAUCUGCUAGUAUUAUAUGAAAAUUCCUAUCGCAAAACAGGUGCCAGCAUAAUUGCCAGUUUAGAUAAAAGCAUUCAAAUGGUGCAAGUGGCAAAAAUAGCCAAAAUGGGUAAAUUAAAAUGUGAACAACGUUUGAAAGAAUUACGAAAAGAAAUGGAAGAAGUACAAAAGAAUCUCAAGACACAACAAGAGAAAAUAACAAAGAUUUAUCCAGAAAUUUGUAAUUCUCAUCGAGCAAUCGAAUCGCUUAAAACAAGAAGAACGAAAAUUAAUAAAGCGGUUACUGCACUGGGAAAGAGUGUAAUUGGACCUAAUUACAGCAUGAAAAACGACCAAAAAUCCAUAAUAUCAGAGAGGUCCAAAAAGCUUGCAGCAGAAAUCAAAUUUGUAAAUACAAUGAAAAUAAGUGAUAUAGAGGCGGCACUGGCAACUCCAAAGCGUACAAAUUUACCUGAAAAUGCCAAAACAAUUGUUGCACCUGCUCAACAAAAUAUAAACAAAACAAUAGACGAAAAACAUCCGGCCAAAAGUUUACAAACACAAGAUCCUCCUCAAAAAGAUAAAGAAUCAAUAGAAAUACAAAUGCCCGCCAAUAGUUUACAAGAACAAAUACCCGCCCAUACAAGUAAUAUGGCACCAUCGUCAACGUUAUCGCCAUCAUCACCAACAAUUGAAAAUGAAGUGCCUGCAUGUGAUAGUGAAAGUAGUCCUGAAAGCUUGAAUAAAACUGUGCCUGAAGAUAUAGAAGAAGAUCAUAUGAAUAUUACAAUUGUACCUGAAAUACUGUCCAACAAAGAUGAUGAUGACAAGGCCAGCUCUACUACUACAAAUGGACACGAAUUUUUGCAGGAGGCGUUAGAAUUGGAGCAGUCAGUUGUUGUUGUUGGUGGUGAUAAUGAUAAUAAAAAUAAUAUUGAACAAGCCCCCGAUCAAACAAACAUGGAUGAGAAUAUUGAAGAAGAAAAUGGUGACUUACAAGUGGGCAGUGCAAAACUUCAUGAUUAUGUCUCCCCAUUGAGUCAUUUGCGAGAUGAGAGGCACAUUAAUCCGAACGGUGUUGUGUGUCCGUAUCAAUUGAUGGGUCAGUGCGAUGAUAAGGAUUGCAAAUAUAUGCAUUUGGAAGACUAAAAAACCGAAUGAUGGAUGUGCAUGGAUGAUGAAGGGUGCUUCUUCUUCUUCUUUGUGGAAAUAUGGUCGAAUCAAGCAAAAAAAAGAAAAAAAGAAAACCAAUCAAGAAACGUCUGCACUUUUGUUUCGUUUUCUUGCUUGUCUUUUGGUUUAUACUUUUUUUUUGUUGAAAUUUGAGGUGAUAUUGAAUGAAGACUUAACUAACGGUUUGUGGUGCCAUUUAUGAUAUUUCUUUCUCUUUGAAAGAGAAAAUAAAACAAACCGCUACUCAGGGUAAGUUAACUGAACUAACAUUUAGUAAAUAAAUUACAAAAAAAAAAAGAAAAAAAAAA
This is a messenger RNA of Episyrphus balteatus (marmalade hoverfly), 6261 nucleotides long. RefSeq lists its product as uncharacterized. Bases 203 to 5929 code for a protein of 1908 amino acids. NCBI's taxonomy places the organism in Eukaryota, Metazoa, Arthropoda, Insecta, Diptera, Syrphidae. Gene Ontology annotation, molecular function: metal ion binding. The transcript has 7 exons. The record is from RefSeq and is a predicted model, not a curated record.